Molecule: messenger RNA, 1266 nt
Organism: Phaeodactylum tricornutum CCAP 1055/1
Lineage: Eukaryota; Bacillariophyta; Bacillariophyceae; Surirellales; Neidiaceae
Exons: 3
Coding region: 1-1266 (421 amino acids)
Source: RefSeq, a predicted model, not a curated record
AUGUCCGUUCAUCAAGGUAUCUCUGUCUGUCAUGUACGGGUUGCCGUUCCCGGAUUGGCUUGGGGGGCAGUUUCCCAAGAGGCUACCGUAUGGCAUCCGUCCGUCGAAAAGCGUCGCAUCGCGUCGGUGGAGCGUAGAGACUUCUAUUUGGAAACGAUGAUCCCAUCGUCGUCGUCAUCGAGCUCCAGCAGCGCUGGGCAGGCCUACGUUUUGUACGUGGAUCAAUACCAACACCCUGCGCCUCUGUCGGAUUGCUUCGUGGCAGCUACGACGACAUCGACCGUACCUAUCAACACAGCGAGCGUCUCCACAGACGGAUCGUCGCUGUCGUCACGACAACAAUCCGUCUGGGCGCUAUCCACGUCUAUUCCCCGCUUUCCCAAAACAACCACGACGCGGACGGUGGAUUCGGCCUAUUGUGGACAGUGUUUGAAGUUCUACGACGCCAGUACAGCGGUAACUACGCUCGGCAACAAGUGUCCACAAAACGUGACCUGUCAGCAAUGUCCUCUUUGCUUGGCCGCCGUCACCCCAACAGUCAAAAUGACACUCAGCGACAGCAGAGUGUAUUACUACCACUGCAACGUGUGUCAGUGGCAUUCGCAACACUCCUGCUCCGUUUCAACAGACUCUCUGUCGACGACAGCGUCAACGUCAACCACCGCACGUGACUUGGCUACUCUAGCCGUAGCUUUGGAACGGGCCCGAGACCACAAUGACAACCAAAACGACCCACGUGGCAGCUACGCCGCCGACGUGCAAGCGCAUUUCGCGUCCUGUGUUCAAGCGUGGUCUACCAUGGAUUCUUUAAAGCGAGGACGUCAGCUGUCGGCUAGCACCCCUACAACAAUAGCAACUCCGCCGAGUAUUGUACCCUUGACAAUGCAGGAUACCGACAUCACUACGGACACCCUCUUGCCUUGUAGCGUCAGCGACGGUGCAUUGUCCACCAUCGCCUGGCAAAUGCAACCCUGCGUCGUCCGGCGUCGCCAACACGAUCGGAACGUUGCACUCUCGUCAAAACUCUUGCCGCUGCCCACGACGUUACGAUUUCGCUGGAGCCUCCGCUCGGUGCCGGAAUUGGAAGAAUCGCGACCUGGCAUUUUGGUCAAACCCAAGCUCAAUCCACUCGAGGGCGAUUCCAGUCUCCGGACAGGUCACACGCAAUGGUGGAAGAAAGACGCCAGCGCACUGCACUCGUCGGUCACGGGAUGUCGAGACCGUCCGAACUCGCCGUUUUGGUGCGGAUCACCAAUCCUACCUUGA